AUGCCCGCUUCCUCUCAAAAACUUCCCAAUCACCAAACCCAGCACCUCUCACAUUCCAAGGAUGAUUUAGGCAGGCACCUGCGCUCCGCUUCCCCUGCUGUUAAGAGGCCGGCGUCUGAUAUGGGGGCCCAGGAUAGAGAGUCCUACAACAGUGACGUAGAAAUGGGCGAGGGUCAAAUACCGGGCGGCGCUGGCGGGUCUGGCUUCACGCCAGUCAACCCAGACGUCGCCGCGGCGACAGGUGCUCAAGACACUCUGAAGGCAAAGCAGCAAGACACGGGCCUGAGACAUCGCGACAUCUUAGCGACGACGGACCGACUGACCCACACUAGUGAUCCUCGCGCCGUCCAGCAGAGUGCGGCUUCUUUGUCUGACAACAGUGGCAGUUCGACCACAGAUUCACUCUUUCCGAGCCCUUCGAACCGUUCUACCGCCGCCACUUCGCUGAACGCCGAUGUCCCUCCCACUGCUACGUCCAUACCUUCUAUCGACGAACAGAUCGCGCAGGUGACGGCGCUCUGGCAGAAAGAGCUGGUUGAAGGCCAGAAGGGUUACCUCAUCUCUGCAAAAUGGUUCCAGAAAGUCCAGGCUCGUGGUUCUCUUCCUGCUGAUGUGGGAAAGGUCGAAAAGUCAGCGACUGAGGGUGAAAUUGGACCUGUUGACAAUUCGGACAUUGCCAUGGUGAUCGACGAGGAUGUCAAGUUGACGGACGAGGCGGGCGAAAAAUAUGUGCCUCUCCGACCAGGCUUGACAUUGGAUGAGGACUAUCGAGUGUUCCCUCAGGAAGCCUGGGAUCUGAUCAUCUCAUGGUACGGGCUCGCAAAAGAUUCUCCUGUCAUUACUAGAUACGCCCAUGACUGGGGCGGUGCCGACGCCGCGAUGCCGAACGUGACGUGGGAACUGAACCCGCCGCUCUUUUCCUUCCUCAAGGUGCCUAGUGAGCACACUACCCAGACUCAACGCGAGAAGGAUCUCCCUCCCCAACGAAUGAUUGCCAGCAAGAAGACAUUGUGCAACGAGUGGCUGAAAGAAGGCAAAAAGCUCCUGCAUAUCGACAUGAACACCAAAGUCAGAGUGUGGAGAAUUCUCGGCGGACUGAGAAAUGCCAGUGCUUCAGGUGCACUCACUCCAUCUAUUUCCAGAAGUGCUUCUCCGGCCCCUGGUGCUGAGAUUGUGGCCACCGCAGGAGACAAAAUGCUCCUUGAUGUCAACACCUUCGUACACCUUCAAGUAGGCGAGCAUCGUGAACUCCUUACCGAGAUCAAGGACAACACUGCGAACCCUAAUUACAAUGGAAAGACAUCGACCUUGAGUCUCGUUGGUCUGGGCAGGAACGAGGAAGUGAUUGUGCUCGAGGAACAAAAGUCUGGGAAGGAUGAGUGGCCAAGUGAAAAUUCCAAACUCAACCUGACCAAAGGCAUUAAGGGCGCAGCUAAGAACCUCACCCCCAGCGGAAGAUCCAGCCCAGCUCCUGGCAUGAUGACUCGGGGACGGCAGAAACGUGACGGGAGACCACGCGGCAUCACUGGACUAAGCAACUUGGGCAACACGUGUUACAUGAAUUCAGCCUUACAAUGCAUUCGCAGUGUCGAAGAGUUGACACAGUACUUCCUCCAUGACCAGUGGAAGCAGGACCUUAACGUGGACAAUCCCCUUGGUCACCAUGGCGAGAUUGCCAAGGCAUACGCCAAUCUUCUCCACCAGAUCUACGACGAGAACGCCUCUUCGACGAACCCGAGCAGAUUCAAGGCCACCAUAGGGAAGUACGGGUCUAAUUUCUCUGGGUAUUCACAACAAGACUCCCAGGAGUUUUUAUUGUUCCUAUUGGACGGACUUCAGGAAGACUUGAACCGCAUUCACAAGAAACCAUACAUCGAAAAGCCGGAUUCGACAGAUGAAAUGGUCGAGGAUAGCGCGGCCCUUCAGGCUUUCGCUCAGAAGAACUGGGAAAUUUACAAGGCGCGAAAUGACUCUGUUGUCACAGAUCUGUUCGCGGGAAUGUACAAAUCGACCUUGACCUGCCCGGUUUGUAAGAAAGUCAGCAUCAUCUUCGAUCCCUUCAACAAUUUGACCUUGCAACUGCCCAUUGAGAACAAUUGGCAGAAAGAGAUCCUGUACUUUCCGCUCCACAAACGACCCAUUCGAGUCGACAUAGACAUCGACAAGCAUUCAACCAUCAAAGCCUUGAAAGAAUUUGUCGCUUUAAGGACGCAUGCCGAUGUGGAAAGACUGCUUGUUGCCGAGUCUUACAAGAACAAGAUCUAUAAGAUUUUCGACAACAACGUCGUCAUCUCUGAAGCAAACAUCCAAGCUAACGACAUCAUCUGCAUGUACGAACUGGAAUCCGUCCCAACCAACUACAAUCCAAACAAAGCGCGGAAGUUCAGCUUGUACAUGGUCAAGAGUGAUGCAGAGGACGAGAUGGUUGAUGCAGACAGUCCAGAAGCCGACCGGAUCCUUGUACCGAUGUACAACCGACUUGUCAAAAAUCCUGCUGCACGGGUAUCCUCGAAACCGUUCUUUGGUCAGCCUAUGUACGUCGUGCUCAGUCGCGAAGACAGGUCUAGCUACGACGGUGUCCUGAAGAAAAUUCUCGGGAAUGUCGCAGGAAUGACAACCAAGAGGAUACUAGAGGAGGAAGAUAACCCGUCGGACGAUGGGGUGGGAACCCCAGAAGGGUCCGACACCAUGGUUAUGACGGACGACAUGUCCAGUUCUGGCUCUGGCCUUCCUACCGCCAACUCUGUGCAGGGCGAAGAUGGCCUUGUAGAUGUGUCGAUGCGAGAUGCUAGUCAAGCUCCCGAGCUGAGGCCUCAGCCCGCUGAGGCAGGGUUACAGAAGUUCAUGCAUACUAGCUCGCCCGUACCCCGCCGUUUCCAACAACUUUUCGAUGUUCAGGUCGCUUCAACUGGAGAGGGCAUUCCCACUGGCUGGAAUAACAUUUCAGAGACUGGAGAAUACGAAUCUAUCAGAAACCGAAUCCCCAAACCAGCAUCCCGUUCGAUGAGGCCGGCUGGCGCUUCUGCUUUUGCCAAUGGUGAGAGCGGCUCUGCCGAAAGUGACGAUGAACUUGCCGACGCUGAGAACGACGACACACCCAUGGACAGCAACGAGUCUGGGUCGGAAGCCAGUCCAGUCUUCCCCUCUGGUCCUGACUCCGAAUCCGAGUUCCAGGAACCCCAAGAGAUCCUGCCCAGCCGGAACAAGAAAGCGCAGAAGUAUGGCAAAAAUAAAAACAGAGGCAAGUUCUCGGCCAGACGCCCACACCGUCGAUCACCUUUGCCACCACCUCAGCCGUUACCUAAAGCGCAGACUGGCGAACUCGUCCGACCAGGCGAAGCCAUCAUCCUUGACUGGAGUCAAGAGGGCUAUGAUGCAUUAUUCGGCGGCAGCGAGGACUCAGGCGAGGGCUAUCGCGGUCUUCCAACAUGGAAGAGCGUGGGUCUCCUGCCCGAUCCGGAAAUUACAGCUAAGCGUGAGCAGCGUAACAGUCGUAAGAAGCAUGGCAUCACAUUGGAAGAUUGUCUGAACGAGUUUGGCAAAUCCGAAACGCUGUCUGAGCAGAACGCCUGGUACUGUCCUCGGUGCAAAGAGCACCGCCGAGCCGACAAAAUGUUCGAGUUGUGGAAAGCGCCCGAUAUCCUUGUUAUGCACUUGAAGCGGUUCAGUUCUAACAGAAACUUCCGCGACAAGCUUGAAGUGAGAGUUGAGUACCCCACGGAGGGGCUCGAUCUUUCCGAGAUGGUGAGGGAUCAGCAAGAUGGCAAGAGCUUGAUUUAUGACUUGAUCGCUGUUGAUAACCAUUACGGCGGCUUGGGAGGCGGUCAUUACACGGCGUAUGCGAAGAAUUUCUACAACAAUGGCUGGUAUGAAUACAAUGACUCUCACGUCUCGUCAAAAACGGACCCGCGAUCGGUCGUGACCAGUGCAGCGUACCUGUUGUUCUAUCGUAGACGGUCGGAGCAUCCUUUAGGGGGACCCAAGCUUCAAGAACUCCUCCAAGACUCCAGUUCCAACAGCAACGAUGCCGCAGCCGACUCUGAACUGCCACAAGACUCGCGUGAAUCUUCUCCGAUGACGGGGGAAGGUCGGCGUCUCGGCGACUCCUCCCACAAUGGGUCGUCGAGCGCUUUUCCAGUCGGUCACGGUCACCGCGUGGGAGCGGGACCGGGUGGCUCGGCGCAAGGAGAAGGAAGUCGGCAGACUCGAGGUCUGUUAGCCGGAACAGAAAGUCCACCGAACUUGACGCUGCCAAUAGCAGCCAGUAGUGGUGGCGAAUUCGAGCAGCCCCCAGGUUAUGACGACGCUCCAGCAGAAGCCGACGUCGAUGAGGGUGUCAGCAUGGAUUUCCAGUGGUCGCAGCAGACGUGGGAUUUUGCACGUUUAGAGGCCUCGACGCAGCGAGUGCCGGCCAAUUCAGAAGACGAGGGGAUGUUUGGUGACAAGGGCAGUUCCAACGACAGUACGCGCGUUGAAGGGCAUGAUGGCAGUCCAGCACCAAGCUUUAGGGAUAUAGAGGACGAUGGUUCGAUCCAUCACGACCCCAACGACAAUGAUAGUCCUCUGUACAGCAGUGAAGCUGGGCCGGUCCUGCACCAUGAAGACUUUGGACACGGCCGUGGCACCAGGGAGAGCGCCCCUCCUCCUGAUGAAAUCACAUCGAGCAUUGGUACGUCUGGACGCGGAAUGUCGAUGCCGGUCCACAUGAGUGUGCAAGAUGACAACGACGACGUCGACGAUCCGCCGGUCAUGGAGUUGCAGGCAGAUCCGGCGAACAACAACGAGCUGAGGUUCAAUCCUGCAGCUUAA
This is a messenger RNA of Fonsecaea multimorphosa CBS 102226, 4809 nucleotides long. RefSeq lists its product as uncharacterized. Lineage: Eukaryota; Fungi; Ascomycota; Eurotiomycetes; Chaetothyriales; Herpotrichiellaceae. The transcript is spliced from 2 exons. The record is from RefSeq and is a predicted model, not a curated record. Gene Ontology annotation, biological process: protein deubiquitination. Gene Ontology annotation, molecular function: cysteine-type deubiquitinase activity. Bases 1 to 4809 code for a protein of 1602 amino acids.